UGUCUUUCGGGCUAGCGUGAAUGAGACGGCUUGAGAGGAAUGGAGCACCAACUUAUUUGAAGAGGCGGGUAGCACGCUCAACUGGCUAAAGCGCCCGAAUUUGCAGCUUCUCGUGGUUAUUUCCUGUCACCGCCGAGUUCUGAAGGAUGUCAAGAGUUCAAUCCUCGGCCACAGCCAGUCCCACAAGGGUUGCGGCUUCUGAAUCCUCAUCUCGGACUGCCUUGCCUCCCCAGGAAUCCAUGUCCUCGAAUUCUCCGCCAGUUUCAUUUCCAAACAGGCAACAGUCAGUAGCAGCUUCGACGACGGAAUCUCAGGAAUCGUCCACUUCAGCUUUCACUCCAGAGUCGAGUCGCUCUCCAUCUAUCACCAGGAGUGACGCGUCCCCAAUUCCGGAGCUGUUGUUGCCAAACGGGAUGGCUCCAGAUGAACCUGUACCUUCAGUUGAGACCGAGGCAUGGGCCGAGACUCUACCAGAAGCGCCGAUUCCCCGUACACCUACAACUCGCCCGGCCAUGCCCCCGGUAUCGACCUCCCCGCCAACAUCAGCCCCACUCUCCCAAUUCUCGCAUGGACCUGCUGAUGAUAUCCCUGGGAGGCACAAUUCAGCUCAAGACUCUUUUGAGACUGGAAGCCUUACUGAUCGUCUAGAUCGGCUUGCUAUCGAACGCUUCGAUCGCACACCAUCAGAGAUAGAAUUGUCUGGGAUGAGAGCCGCUCUGCCGAAUCUUCUUGACGAUGCUGGGCAACAACGUCCUCAAUCAAACAAUCCCACGCCUACGUUUAGGCAAAGCUCCUUGAACCCGCGCACCCCUCGUAGAUCGCGGGGGCGUUCUGAAGUGGCCCUAGUGUACCAUGAAGUCAAGGACGAGGAGCUGCCAGAGAGUCGCUUCUACGACCCAGCGGUCCAAAUCGCCAUCAAGGACGCAAAGGCACUGAUGACCCAGCUGGGGGGUGUUCUUGAAGACAGCCCUCUUCACACCAACUCCGAUUCAACAAUCAAACGACUACAUGGCCAAGCGGUGGAUCUGGCCCAAUUUCAAGGACCUUCGACGCGGACCGUUGGAUUUGUUGGAGACUCCGGCGUUGGAAAAAGUAGCGUUUUGAAUUCCCUCCUGGAUCAAAAGGACCUCGCUAGAACAAGCAACAGCGGAGCCGCAUGCACCUGUGUUGUUACCGAGUACCACCAUAAGGACGGGGAUAGUUUCGCUGUCGAGGUGGAAUUAUUCAGUCAAGAUGAUCUCAUGGAGCAGAUGAAAGAGCUGCUUCAGUCGUACCGAAUAUUUCACCUCAACGCGGGAGAUUUGAGGAGAAAUGAUGGAGCGGCAGCUGCUGGCGAUGUUCAAGAGCAGGCCAACGUCGCUCGGGACACUUUCCGGUCCAUGUUCCGCGGUCAGCUCGCAAGCGAAGACUUCCUUAUCAAUGAGGAGGAAGCCACUGUCUUGAGAACCUUUCGUUCUUGGCUGCAAAGAAUGGACCUACCGCUCGAAGGAAUACAUGAACAGCCUUCGCGGGAUAGUUGCGCUGCUUUCUUGAUGCAUCUGACAUCCGAGUCCGUAGAUCCACAGACGCCAGCUGCGUGGCCAUUCGUCCGUAAGAUCAAGGUCUUUUUGUCCUCUCAUAUUCUGAGCAAGGGUCUAAUCCUUGUCGAUCUUCCUGGACUGCGUGACUCCAACUCGGCGCGGAGACUUAUCACGGAAAGAUACUUAGUCGAAUGCGAUGAGAUUUUUGCCGUAUGCAACAUUGGACGGGCGACUACAGAUGCCGGUGUGCAAAGUGUCUUUGAACUUGCGCAGCAGGCAGGUUUAUCCAAGGUUGGGAUCGUCUGCACAAAGUCCGAUGACAUUCGAGCCGAAGAAGCCAUGAAGGAUUGGCGUGGCCGACUCGCAAAUCGUGUCCAGCAGUUGAGCGAUGCAGUUUCAUUCACUCGGAAAAUGACUGAAGAUAUUAAUCUUCAACUGGCGGAGAUUGACGAAUGUGGGACAAUGGAACUGACAGACGAGGACCAAAGAGUAUUUAAUGAACUCCAGAAGGAACAGAGGCAAACCUACACAGUUUUGAAGAAGAGCUUAUUCGAACUGAAAGAGUAUCUGAUAAAGACACGCAAUGCCAUAAUUACCAAGCAACUUCGAACAACGUACAAAGACAAAGUUCCAGGAGGCAAUCUCGCUGUAUUUUGCGUUAGCAACAUCCUAUACUGGGAUAAACGUCACAGGCCGAGGGACGUGGCCCUCCCAACACUGCAGCUCAGCGGUAUCCUUGCUCUGCGGAAGCACUGCCUCGGCAUUAUUGCGGACAGUCAGUUGAGUGCUGCCAAGAGAUAUAUUGACAACGACAUUCCCGCUGUACUUGGAGAAGCUGCAUUGUGGGUUGGGUCUGGUGCAGGAACCGCCAGUGCUGAACAGAAGCACCAAAUUCGCGACACGCUGGACUUGAUUGAGCUUCAGCUGAAGAGGGCGUUGACAAAAAGGACCUCGGAUCUCAGCCUCGUGGGGACCUCGAUCAAGGACGAGUUCAAGACGCGAGUCUAUGAUAAUCGACGUAACGAUACAUGGAGGACUGCAGCAGUAAAUGCUGCCCUGGAAUGGGAUAUGUGGGUGCAUGCAACUUACUCAGCAUUCUGUCGCAACUUCGGGAACCACCGUACUGAAGCGGUCGGGUGGCAUGAUUGGAAUCAGGAGAUGAUUUGCAUCAUGGCUGGGGAUGUGAUACCUCAGUGGGACUCGGUCUGCACAUCUUGCAGGGCCAGACUGGAGCAGGGCGGUCGUCUAAUUCAGGGCCAGAUUCAAUGGGCACUUGAAUUUCUUGAAAAUGAGCUUGAAAUUAUCCCUGAAGUCACGGAUCUCCUCCAUGAAACUUUGAUCUGCCACAAGAAUAUUAUGGAGUCCCAAAUAGAAGAUCUUACCGACAAAGUCGGCACUGAUUUAAACUCGCUGCGUAUAGACGCACUCACUGGCAUCCGGACAUCCAUGCUUGGCCAAGCCAUGGAGGCCUCUUACAGGGCGUGCAACGCGGAAUACGGAAAAGGGAGUGAUAGGAGACGUAAAGACAUUAUCCACAGCGCUGUUGGUCGCUUGGAUCUGUUUGAAAACCACAUGACUGAGUUCAAGAGCAGAAUGAGGCUAUUAGCGGAUAACGUACAGGCGGAGCUACAAGCUAUCGUCCGUGCUGGGUUGGCCGCGAUUACGUCGGUUCUUGACCUGAUCAGGAAUGACAAUGUUGCGACAGAAAGCGAGGAGAACCCCGAGUUGAGACGCCGCUUGGAACAAGAGAUCGCCACGAUCAAGGAACGGAUGAGACGGAUCAUAGAUAUCGUGGAGUGA
Molecule: messenger RNA, 3320 nt
Organism: Colletotrichum scovillei
Lineage: Eukaryota; Fungi; Ascomycota; Sordariomycetes; Glomerellales; Glomerellaceae
Exons: 16
Coding region: 147-3320 (1057 amino acids)
Biological process (GO): regulation of apoptotic process
Source: RefSeq, a predicted model, not a curated record